AUGACGACGCCCAAGCCCGACCCUCCGGCACCUCUGCUCUCAACGUGGGAGGUGUCGGCCGCCGCCGGCGAGCCCAUUGCCGUGGUGCGCGUGCGCAAUCUGCAGGGCACGGUGCCGGUCGGCCGGGACGCCUGGGGCCGGCCGGACAAGGCGCAGCCGGCGCUCAUCUCGACCGAGGUGUCGUUUGCCCAGCCCUUUGGCGCCGCCUCGGCCACGGACACGGUCAGCGCCGAGACGGCGCACUACGGCAACCUGAGCAAGAACCUCUUGGCCAGCCUGGGCGCCUUUGCCCAGGCGAGCCCGCCCACCAAGGUCGCUGCUGCUGCCUCCGCGGCCGGAGACAAUGGCAAACCUAGCUCCGGCGACGUCUUUGAGCUGCUCUGGGUCGGCCUGACGGGCCGCGUCGUCGACGGCAGCGCCCGGGCGCUACCGCUCGACCGUCUGCCCUUUCUCAACACGGAUCGCUUGCGGGGCUUGUCGCUGACGGUGCACCUGCCCAAGGCGAGUCUGCUGGGUUCCGGGGUCAGCCAGACCGUUACGGCGUGCUUCAAUGGGGAGACUGAGGCGGCCGGCAACCCGCUGCGGAGCUACGCCCGUAGUCUCCGGAUACACGAGCUACGCAUCCCCGUUCUCAUUGGCGUCAACGACAAUGAGCGGCAAGCCAAGCAGAUGGUUGUGGCCGACGUGGAGAUUGAUAAGCUCGAUGUGACGAGGGACAUUCACCCGGAGCUCGAAAGUAUUAUUACCGAGGCAAGUAACAAUCAUACAAUGAGUGCAUCUUCCUUUGAAACACUGGAGGCACUUGGAGCGUUGGUGGCAGGAAAGAUCCUGGACGAGUUUAAGAUUGUAGACGAUCCCAAGACAGGUCGGGAAAGGGGUUGGCAAGUCAAAAUAGCACUUGGCAAGCCUAUUGCGGUUCCCUUUGCGGAUAGUCCCGAGGUGAUUAUCAAGAUGGGAGCCGGGUUGCUCUGA
Pestalotiopsis fici W106-1 is the source of this 972-nucleotide messenger RNA. RefSeq lists its product as uncharacterized. The transcript is spliced from 2 exons. Lineage: Eukaryota; Fungi; Ascomycota; Sordariomycetes; Amphisphaeriales; Sporocadaceae. The record is from RefSeq and is a predicted model, not a curated record. Gene Ontology annotation, molecular function: dihydroneopterin aldolase activity. Gene Ontology annotation, biological process: folic acid-containing compound metabolic process. Bases 1 to 972 code for a protein of 323 amino acids.